AUGCGGCUCAAGAGACAUGUUGCGCUCUUUCAGUCGAACCUGAAGAGACACGUCUCAGCCCGCCCGCUCCUCUCCACGCAAUGUCAACACCGGCACCACCGCCGUCAAUAUACGCAGGUUGCCGCGGACCAGCCUGAGCACAUCGCGGUGCUCGGUGCUGGUAUUUCCGGGCUCGCGAGCGCACACUUCAUUGCGAAGGAGUUUCCUAAGAGUAAAAUUACGGUCAUUGAACGGAGUGAUGAAACGGGUGGUUGGAUAAAGUCGAGGAAGGUGGAGGUCGAAGGUGGGGAUGUCGUGCUCGAGUAUGGGCCGAGGACAUUGAGGCCUGGGGCAGCAGCUCUGCCAACGGUCGAGGAUCUUGGUCUUGAAGAUGAAAUACUUUGUACAAGCAAGAAGUCAUCCAGUGCAAAGAACCGUUAUAUCUACUACCCGAACCGCCUGAAUUGCCUCCCAUCUGGUGCAGAGGAUAUUGAUAUUCUCUCACUUCUCAAGCUAUGGAACUCUGGUAUCUUGGAUGGGGCAUGGAAUAUAGCUUUCGAGAGCUGGGCUAAGCCUCGACCCCGGAAUCUGAGGGACGAGUCAGUGGGUGACUUCCUCUCUCGCAGGGUCGACAAGCGCAUAGCAAACAACAUCGUAUCUGCCGUAUUCCACGGAAUCUACGCCGGCGACAUCUACCAAUUGAGUGCGCGGACGCUUCUGCAGCUGCCGUGGAAACUAGAGGGCAUGCAUGGCUCCGUCGGUCGCGGACUGUUCAGGGUGAAUGGAGAGAGCGAUUCUGGGCAAAUGGUCAUUCCUUGGUCUGCACACGCGUGGGAUCAGUACCGAGCUAUGAAAGACGAGCUCGACCUCCCCGAAGACCUCUUGCGUGAACUUAGUAGACAAAGUACUUUUACUUUCAAAGAGGGCCUGCAGCAGCUUCCGCGAGCGAUCGAGCAGAGUUUACGACAGAAUGAGCAGGUAGAUUUUGCAAUGGGCACAAAUGUGAAGGGGGUUGAAAAGGUCGAAGGGGCCCAAAAGAUUCGAAUUACUACUGAGGGCUCGCCUGAAAGUAAGGAGUAUGACUUUGUCGUUUCCACGCUUCGCGACAAAAAUGUCACUCCUUUCGUCAAUGUCAUGGUAGUCAACCUGUGGUUCAAAAACCCCAAACUUGUUCCAGUCAAAGGGUUUGGCUAUCUGAUCCCCCGCAGUGUUCCAUUCGAACAGAACCCUGAACGUGCCCUCGGGGUCAUCUUUGAUCACGAUGCCAUCACGGGCCAAGACUCUCUUCCUGGUACCAAACUAACUGUGAUGCUCGGCGGCCACUGGUGGGACGACUGGGUGGGUUUCCCUGACAACGACGAAGGAGCAGAGCUCGCGAAGUCCGUCUUGAAGAGGCACCUAGGCAUCACCGAAGAGCCUGACGUCUGCCAUGUCAAUCUACACAAAGAUGCUAUCGCGCAGUACACAGUGGGCUACGAGGAUCGAAUGAGAGAUCUCGACGGAACCCUACGGACUCGGUAUGGAGGAAGACUGAGGGUUGUCUCCAGCCAAUUCAACGGAGUAGGUGUGAAUGACUGCAUCAAGGGAGCAUGGGAGCUUGCUCGAGGCAUGAGAGGGAGCGGGUGGAAGGGACGACAGACAGGACUGGAGGCAUACACAGAUGAGAGGCCUGAUGUCAUACAACCAGUGAGCCAGAUGUUGAAAAUUAGAGCCCCUACGCACGUGUAG
This is a messenger RNA of Aaosphaeria arxii CBS 175.79, 1707 nucleotides long. Its product is annotated as Protoporphyrinogen oxidase. Gene Ontology annotation, cellular component: mitochondrial inner membrane. Gene Ontology annotation, molecular function: protoporphyrinogen oxidase activity, oxygen as acceptor. NCBI's taxonomy places the organism in Eukaryota, Fungi, Ascomycota, Dothideomycetes, Pleosporales. Gene Ontology annotation, biological process: heme biosynthetic process. The record is from RefSeq and is a predicted model, not a curated record. The coding region runs from base 1 to 1707 and encodes 568 amino acids. The transcript is spliced from 3 exons.